Messenger RNA from Neltuma alba, 827 nucleotides. RefSeq lists its product as uncharacterized. Lineage: Eukaryota; Viridiplantae; Streptophyta; Magnoliopsida; Fabales; Fabaceae. The record is from RefSeq and is a predicted model, not a curated record. Bases 69 to 752 code for a protein of 227 amino acids. The transcript has a single exon.
UUCUUCUCCUCCUUAAAUUGCCUUCCAAUAUCCUUCGUCAACUUGCGCCUAAUCCUCUGGAUCUCAAAAUGCAAAUAAUAAUUAAAAUCUCAAAACUCAUCCUCAUUCAUCCAAUGUUCUGGAGAAUUCUGGGCUUUGUGUCGAGCAUAACUGCAUUCACCUGUUUUGCCUUGAGUCCCUCUUUCUAUGACUUGUUUGGGAGGUGGAACCUGCUCAAAGGCGUCGUCUACGGUGUCGCUAGUUUGAUCCUAACCAUCUUGAUGCUACUUAUCGAGAAAUGCAGGAGAUUUUCAAGGCCAGUUCUGGUGAAAGCACAUGUGGCUUUCCUGGUUUUGAUGCUCACCUCCCUCUGUUCCAUCUGGCAAGACCGAGUUAGCCAAAAGGAGAACAACGCGCGUGGCAGAAUCCUAAACCUCUGUUCGUUUGGGGCAUUUGGGUUGAUGUCGCUCAGCUUGUCAAGACAGCUUCAGCUUGGAUUCGAAGUGGGUAUCUUCAAUUUCUUGUUUGGGAGUUUCUUGGUGCUGCUGAUGAAGAUCAACUUCAAACUGGCCCCACUUGCAGCAAUCUUGUGCUACGUCUUUACAAAUAUCCGAUCCUUCUCAGAUUUUUUCAUGGAAACCCGUGGCCGUGCUGACUUUAAUGACACGCUACUUGAAGAUAUGGAGAUCGGUUCCGCAUCUUACAUUCCUUCUCACAAAACCUCCAACAAGAGCCAGAUAUCCUAUGGCGACUUGAUAACUCUCCAUUUUUAGCUCAUUUUGAGUGAUAGUUGGAGAGUUGAGAUCUUGUGUUCUGGGUACAUGAGAAAUAAAAUCAUAAUUUUACCU